AUGAAGACGAUCCUUGCGUCGGAGACGAUGGAGAUCCCGGAGGAGGUGACAGUGAAGGUGUCGGCGAAGAUGAUCUCGGUGACGGGGCCGCGCGGGACACUGACCCGCAACUUCAAGCACCUCAACCUCGACUUCCAGCUGCAGGAAGGCGGGCGGAAGCUCAAGGUGGACGCCUGGUUCGGCACCCGCAAGACCAUGGCCGCCAUCCGCACCGCCAUCUCCCACGUCCAGAACCUCAUCACCGGCGUCACCAAGGGCUUCCGCUACAAGAUGCGCUUCGUCUACGCCCACUUCCCCAUCAACGCCUCCAUCACCGCCGCCAACCGCGGCAUCGAGAUCAGGAACUUCCUCGGCGAAAAGAAGGUAAGGAAAGUCGACAUGCUUGACGGUGUGACGAUCCUGCGGUCCGAGAAGGUCAAGGAUGAGAUCGUCCUUGAUGGCAAUGACAUUGAGCUCGUCUCUCGCUCUGCUGCCUUGAUCAACCAGGUUAGAGCCCUUGCCUAUGUGCAGACAAGGGCGCCAUCAAGGAAGAGUAGUGUUGUAGUGACCUAUCUGCCGCAACCCCUUUGUAGCUUUUAA
Molecule: messenger RNA, 579 nt
Organism: Triticum turgidum subsp. durum (durum wheat)
Lineage: Eukaryota; Viridiplantae; Streptophyta; Magnoliopsida; Poales; Poaceae
Source: the annotation of a GenBank genome assembly